Carassius gibelio (silver crucian carp) is the source of this 3472-nucleotide messenger RNA. RefSeq names its product adhesion G protein-coupled receptor E5. Gene Ontology annotation, molecular function: G protein-coupled receptor activity; calcium ion binding. The record is from RefSeq and is a predicted model, not a curated record. Lineage: Eukaryota; Metazoa; Chordata; Actinopteri; Cypriniformes; Cyprinidae. The transcript is spliced from 18 exons. Gene Ontology annotation, cellular component: membrane. The coding region runs from base 240 to 2510 and encodes 756 amino acids. Gene Ontology annotation, biological process: adenylate cyclase-activating G protein-coupled receptor signaling pathway; cell surface receptor signaling pathway.
GUCUCUCUUGAGAUAAGGAUCGCAACGGUUUCGGAAUGUUUUUCUAGUUUUUAGGAAAUGUGAAGAACCUGUAUGAGCUUGUCCUGUAGGCAGAAACGGGGUCUACAAGUGCUAUUGAAAGAUCUAAAGACCUUCAGGACAUGAAACAGUAGUCAGUUAGAGACUGGUUUUCUUUGGGAAUUCCUUCAAAAAGCCUGCAGACAUACAUAGAUAAAACAUACUGUUAACGCUUUCCUAAGAUGUUGCUGAAAUGGACAUUUCUUUUGGGUCUCUUUCUGCCGUCAUGCAGUGGAUGUGCGAGUGGAUAUACAUUUGUUAAAAGGAAAUGUGUUGAUAUAGAUGAGUGUGUGACAGAUCCGGGUCUGUGUGGUGAUGACGCUCAGUGUUUCAAUACACCUGGAAGUUACUACUGCAACUGUAAUGAAGGAUUUCGAUCAGCAGCAGCCAGUUUCACAGUAACAUCGGGGGAGUGUAGGGAUAUCAAUGAGUGUAUUGAGAAAACCCAUGAAUGCAGAGGUGAUAUGAAGUGUGUGAACACCAUGGGCUCCUUCAUGUGCGUCUGUCCACCAGGAUUUCAUGAACCAACAACAGGCUCAGGAUGUGAAGAUGUGGAUGAGUGUGUUUCCUCAGUGUGUGGAGUUCACAGCAGCUGCAUUAACACACUUGGCAGCUUCCGCUGCAUCUGUUCUCCAGGGUUUCUCAAACAUGAGAACGGCUCCUGUACAGACAAAGAUGAAUGUAAAGAUGUUCCUGAUGUUUGUGGCACAAACGCCAACUGCUCCAAUCAUCAGGGCAGCUACAGCUGUAAAUGCCAUGAGGGUUACAGUAACUAUGGCAAUAGCCAAUCAAAAUGCACUGAGAUGAGCUGCGACCACUUUGAGUCUGACACAGAGGACACGCCUGCAAAGUUGAAGACUUUACUGGCACUGUUGAGGAGCAGCUGUGAGUCUAUGCGUGGCCCAAACAGCCAUCAGAUAGGAGAGCAGUUACUGGAGAACUUGUUUACUUUCACUGACGAGCUGCUGUCGGGUGGAAACAUCGCUGACGGGAAGAUGCUGAAUCAUUGUCUGGACGCGGUGGAGAACAGCAUGCGUCUGAUUGGACCUCAGCUGAAAGAGCCUGUGACCAGGAUGGAGACACACAACACCUUUGCUGAAGUUGCAGUCAUGCGGGGGCAGACUCCACCCAGUGGGCGUGUCACUCUGAGCACAGACUCCGCCCUCUUCAGCACCAGCUGGGAAACAGUUGUAGGCAAAUCAUAUCCAGGUUUUGCAUUUGCGGCUCUGGUCAGUUAUAAAGAUCUGAACUCAUCCAGUGAUCUGCUCCACAAGAUGAGCAAUGAGAGAUCAGACGAUAAAGAGAGAAGUGUCACUUAUCAACUCAACUCUAAAGUGGUGACGGCCGUCGUCAGUAAUGAAGAAACCAAGCAGCUGUCAGAGUCGGUGACGCUCGUCUUUAGACACGUGGAGGAAAGAGUGGAGUCUGAGGGCAUGGCUUACUCUUGUGUGUACUGGGAUGAGACUGAGGGGGCGUGGUCUGGGCGGGGCUGUAAGAGGACUGAGUCUAACAGCACUCAUACAGUGUGUUCCUGCUCUCAUCUCAGUAGUUUCGCUGUGCUCAUGGCUCUCUAUCCUGUCCAGGACGCAUUUGAUUUGGUGUUGAUCACACAAGUGGGUUUGGCUCUGUCUCUGGUCUGUUUAUUUCUCUGCAUCCUGACUUUCAAGUUCUGCCACUCUAUCCAAGGAACCCGAACCAGCAUUCAUCUCCAUCUGAGCAUCUGUCUCUUCAUUGCAGACCUCAUCUUCCUCUGUGGGAUCACCAGUACUCACAAUCAGGUAGCGUGUGGGAUUGUGGCCGGUCUGCUUCAUUUCUUCUUCUUGUCUGCGUUCUGCUGGAUGCUGCUGGAGGGAGUUCAGCUCUACCGGAUGGUUGUGCUUGUGUUUCACACCACAUUAAAACACCUCUACAUGUAUUUGGUGGGAUACGGAGUCCCUCUCGUCAUCGUCACCAUCUCUGCCAUCGCCUUCCCAGCAGGUUAUGGGACCAGUAGACACUGCUGGCUCUCUCUCGAUCUUUACUUCAUCUUGAGUUUCUUCGUGCCAGUCUGCAUCGUCAUGAGCCUCAAUUGUUUCUUCUUCAUCAUCACUGUCUGGAAACUGGCCCAGAAGUUAUCCAGCCUCAAUCCAGACCUCUCCAGCCUCCACAAGAUCAGGAGUUUCACGGUGACCGCUGUGGCUCAGUUGUGUGUUCUCGGAGGAACGUGGGUCUUCGGCUUCUUCCUCUUCCAGGAGGACGGGACUGAAGUCAUGUUGUACCUCUUCACGAUCUUAAACAGCCUGCAGGGGGCGUUCAUCUUCAUCAUGCACUGCCUGCUGUCCAAACCGGUCAGGACGGAGUAUUACACCCUGUUUGUCCGAAUGUGUCCACACAAGAAGAAAGUGGAAUACAGUAUCAGCAGCAUUCAGAAACCUCUACGGAGCGAAGACAGCACAGGAGAGUCCAAGAUAUAAAGCACUUGUCAUAUUCUGAUUUUACCAACCCUUAAGCACUUGAACAGUUUUGUAAAAAAUGAAGAUUAUCCACAAAGCUUCAGUUUGACAGGAGGUCGUCAAUUCGUCCUCCUUAUUCCUGUCCAAUCAGAAGAUCUGAAAACUGCUGAACUUUAGAAAGAAUAUAUAUAUAUAUAUAUAUAUAUAUAUAUAUAUAUAUGCUUUAUUUACAGUUAUAAGCUUGUCAUCUGAACGGCUAAAAUGGUUCCUGAAUUUAUUUUGUUAUUAAAAUGUAUUUUGAAAAAGAUUAUUGUUUUAAGCUUUAAUAUUUCUAGUCAGUUUUUCUCUUGGUUUUGUCAAUUAAUUGUAACAACCGUGUUUGAUAUUAAUUAGUAACUGACAUAAAUAAUUUAAUUAUUAAGAUCUGGUAUUAUUAUUCUUAAAUAACUCAAAGAUUGCAGUUGUUAAACAUGAUAUUUUUCAAUGCAAAUACAGAGAGAACUAAUGAAUACACAAAUAAAACUGAGUGGAAGCAAGUGAAAGUGUUGGGAUUUCUGGGAAAUGAGCAGGAAAACAAAAACUUGUGGAAAACCGGAGAGAAGCUUUUGGAAAAGGUGAAAUAAACAUCUAAAGGCCAGAUGGACAGAGACUCCGAGGGUGCAAGGUGACAGAGGAAAUCAAUGUGAUUUUGAAAGAUUACAGAAAUCACAUCUGUUUCGUAAUAUGGAGCUGAAAUUGACUUUUCUGGACGAGUAGAUAGUUUCACUUUCAUCUUCUGACAUUUAAGUGUUUUCAACUGAUUAUUCUGUGAUAUUCUGUCUCCCCCUUCAGGUCGAAGCCAAGCAACGCACAUAUUUUAACAUCAAUGUGCACGUUUUUCUGUUUUUGGACGACAAACGUAACCUCUGCAGGAUGAUCGGAGAAUGCGGGAGAAAGAUUGAUAAAUCAUUAAUAAUCAUGACCCAUAAAAACACUAGGAUCAC